This is a messenger RNA of Ostrinia furnacalis (Asian corn borer), 2625 nucleotides long. RefSeq names its product ER membrane protein complex subunit 1 (gene EMC1). The coding region runs from base 6 to 2615 and encodes 869 amino acids. The transcript has 15 exons. Lineage: Eukaryota; Metazoa; Arthropoda; Insecta; Lepidoptera; Crambidae. The record is from RefSeq and is a predicted model, not a curated record. Gene Ontology annotation, molecular function: protein binding. Gene Ontology annotation, cellular component: EMC complex. Gene Ontology annotation, biological process: protein folding in endoplasmic reticulum.
UAGAUAUGGGGGUGCUGUCAAUUUCUAUCAAACCCAAUUUUUUGGGUUUAUUAAAAUUUUUAAACAGUUUCAACUGGUUUAUUGUGUUCUUUAGCUUAAUUAAUCUCUCAGUAUGUAUAUACGAGGAUCAAAUAGGCAAAUUCGACUGGCGGCAAACAUACGUGGGAAGGAUAAAAUUCUCACAGUUUGACACAGUUUCAACGGCCAAAAAGAUUAUUGUGGCCACUGAAGAGAAUGUAUUAGCGGCUUUGAAUCUGAAGACAGGGCAAGUAGUAUGGCGCCACGUACUAGAAAGUGCGUCUACAGGCAAUAUCCAGCUUCUGCAUGUCUCGGAGAAAGUCGUGACUGUCACUGGGUCCAAUCCCUAUCUAGUGAGGGGAUGGGACUCAACAACAGGUGUGCUCCUAUGGGAAUGGUCGCUGACCCUGCAGAAGGAAGAGCACGCAGAGUUCUCGGAGUGGUGGGUGCAGCAAGGCAUGCUGGUGCACCUGCUGCCCGUGUUCGGAUCCCACCUCGAGGUGUCCAUGUACAACCUGAUGACUGGCCAGAAUAGGGGAGCUACGUCUAGGUUGCCGGCAAUUUGGACUAAUGAAGGAUGUGUACUAUCAGCUCCGUACUACAGCUGUGUUUCCGGCAACAUGGGAAGUCAGUUGCUGCUCUCGCUGGACGUAACAUCAAAUGCAGUACAAAUUAUAAGCAAGCCACUCUCCCAGUACAUCUCCGAAGACAAUGGCAAUAUCAGAGCUUUAGAUGCUAACAGUGUGCAGCCUGGCUUCAUUAUAGGGGAUAAGAAGAUUGUUCUGAUCAAGAAUAAUGAGUUCCAAGUGCUAGGCGUCAGUGUGGCGGACCAGUCGGCCAGUGUGGCUAUAGUAGACAGUGGCAGUGGACAACUGGUACUACAAACAUGGACUGAUGAAGUUAAGGGCUUCUCCCUUACGGCCCACAGCGCGUCCACAGGCGCUCCAGUGUCCGAGAUUCGCAGCUCAGACGCGGCAUUCCGGCCGGUGGAGCCCGAGUUGGCGGCAACUUUGUGUAGCACCACGCCACGCGAGAUGCACGCCUGCCGCCUGCUGAUAACCGCUGCGGACGACUCGGUGCACCUUAUGCAGCAGGGAGGCCGUAUCCUGUGGUCCCGCGAGGAAUCCCUAGCGAACGUGGUCGCAGUGGAGUUCGUUGACCUGCCUGUAUCAGACCUGGAUGCUGCCAUUGAGUCAGAGUUCGACCAGAAAGAAGGUUCGGUUUGGGCCGCGUUCUCCCGGCGCCUGCAGACGCAGUUUCAACAGCUGCAGACGUUGAUCCAAAGCCUCAAAGGCGCGGAGACCAACACACAGGAUACAUCCACAGCGUUGGUUCGAGACUACUUCAAUCUGCACAAGAUUAUUGUGCUGGUCACUGAUGCUGGAAAGAUAUUCGGCAUGGACAACCUAUCCGGCGAGAUUUUGUGGCAGCGCUUCGAGCCGAGUCUGGACGCUGAAAACGUGGUCGUGUUCACGCGGCGCUCAGCGCGCCACCCGCCGCUCGACGCAUACCUCACUAUUGUGGGGAAACACGAGGAGACAGGCAACGGGUUAAUAAUAAGCCUUAACCCGAUCCGCGGCACUCUAGUGGGCGAGCGAGUCUUGCACCUCGAUACACAGUUACUGCAGUGCGCGUUACUACAUCGCACCGACCCGGAGAAGCUGCAUGCUCUAUUACUGCUGGAUAAGGACGAGAAUGUGCAAGUAUUCCCCGCAUCCGCCGGCCCUCUGGUGGAGAACAUGUAUCUUUACGUGGCUGACAAGCACACUGCUGACGUGCAGGGAUACGCCCUAAGAUACGACGGCAGGGCAGUGGUAGCCCAAAAGACAUGGGCAUUAAAGCUGGGCGGAGGCGCGCCGCAUCGCAUCGUAGCGGCGCGGGCCGGCGGCGGGCGCGCGGGCUCGGCCGGCCGCGUGCUGGGCGACCGCAGCGUGCUGUACAAGCACGCCAACCCUAAUAUGGUGCUGUUCGUGACGGAGGGACCCGACCCUAUACACAAAGACGUGGUAGUCGCGACGUGCGUGGACGCAGCGUCAGGCGCAGUACUGGCUUCAGCGGCGGCGCGGCGCGCGCGUGCGCUCCCUCUGGCGGUGCAGCAGGACAACUUCGCCGCCUUCGUCUACCACAGCGACAAACAUCGUAGGACUGAGAUCGGUACCUUAGAACUGUACGAGGGCAAGUCCCGCUGGCUGGAAGCGGGCACAGCAUUCAGCUCGUUCCGCGGCGCGCGCGCCCCCAGCGUGUACCGCGCGGCAUAUGUGUUGCCCGCGGCGCCGCGCGCCUUCGCUGUCACUACAACCGAGCGAUCGCUGACGGACAAACACGUGUUGCUGGCGUUAUCAACCGGAGCGAUACUGGAACUUCCUUGGGCAUACUUAGAGCCGCGGCGGCCGCUGGCUCCCACGCCCGAGCAGCGAGAAGAAGGCCUCAUACCAUACGCGCCAGAACUACCACUACCUGCCGAUGCAGUACUGAACUAUAACAGAACCUUGCAUAGAAUCAACGCGAUAUACACCGCGCCAUCGGGAUUAGAGUCUACGAGCUUGGUGCUGGCUACCGGCUUGGGUGAGUUUCGUCCUUGUGACUUUAAGAAUUAGGUUUCAAUUA